AUGGAUAUCUCGCUGGAGAUUGUUAAUGUAGGGUUUUUCAUAGUGUUAUUGACGUGGGUUUUGCUAGAUAUUAUGAGACGAAGAAGAGAUGGCAGCAGUUUGAUACAUAGAGCAGACAGAGGAUGUGAAGUUUUUGCUUUGGUCACCAUUUUUUCAAACGCCUUAAUCUCAAUUUUCUACCUUGGUUUUGGCGUUUAUGAGUAUUGGGGUGGUGGUAGAAAUGUAAGUUGUAAAUCAAUCUUCUCUGGCAUGACUUGGAUUUUAGCCACCGUAGUUACACUCUACGCCAAGAACAGAAGUCAUAGUGAGCAGAAUAGGUGGCCUUGGGUCCUCAUUAUUUGGUGGAUCUUUGCUUGCAGUUUUUACUUGCUUUAUGCGUGCCUUUACCUCAUCACUCACUUCAUAUCCAUAGAUUUGCCACAUAUUCUUCUGAAGGCUAACAUAGUCGAUUUCGCUUCUAUUCCUUUGUCAAUACUCCUUUGCUUCAAUGCUUUUAGCUAUGAUGCGCAGAAAAAAAAUGACCUUAAGCAACCAUUACUUGAGAAGGAAGAUGAAGCUCCACCCGAAGACACUGAUACUUACGCGAAUGCUGGAAUUUGGAGCAAGGCUACAUUUCAAUGGCUGAACCCACUUUUCAGAAGGGGUCGAAUCCAGAAACUAGAAUUACCUCAUAUACCAUAUGUUCCUCCCUCAGAAAGAACAAAAAAUGCUUCCUCUGUGCUUGACGAAUCACUUAGGAAACAGAAGAUGGAAGACUCUUCAUUGUCGAAAGCCAUAAUGCGGGCUAUAGGAAAAUCAUUAGCGAUAAAUGCUGUUUUUGCAGGAGUCAAUACGGCUUCAUCAUAUGUUGGUCCAUUCCUAAUUACAAAUUUUGUAAAUUAUUUACUUGAAAAACAUGACAAUUCAAGCAUCCACCAUGGACUGAUUCUUGCGUUCACAUUCUUCAUUGCUAAGACAUUGGAAUCAUUGAGUCAGAGACAGUGGUACUUUGGUGCUCAAGUAAUUGGUGUACGAGUACGAGCAGCUCUCACAUUGUUGAUUUACCAGAAAUCUAUCUCCAUCAAGUAUUCUUGUCCAAGUAAUGGUAAAAUUGUUAAUUUAAUCAAUGUGGAUGUAGAAAGAAUUGGAGACUUCUGCUGGUACAUUCAUGGUGUUUGGUUGCUCCCGGUUCAGGUGUUUUUGGCCUUGGCUAUCCUAUACAGGAAUCUUGGUGCGGCCCCCUCUGCUGCUGCUCUUCUUUCCACAAUUUUGAUCAUGGUAUGCAACACACCUUUGGCCAAAAUGCAAAAACGGCUUCACUCCAAGAUCAUGGAAGAGAAGGAUUCAAGAAUCAAGUUAACAUCAGAGAUUCUGAAGAACAUCAGAGUUUUAAAGUUGCACUCAUGGGAGCCUACAUUCUUGAAGAAGCUGCUUCAACACAGGGAAACUGAGAGGAAUUGGCUGAAGAGAUACCUUUAUACAAGCUCAGCAGUGGUCUUUCUCUUCUGGGCUUCACCAACUCUAGUCUCAGUUACCACUUUUGGUGUAUGCAUAAUACUAAACACACCCUUAACAAUAGGUACGGUAUUGUCUGCUUUAGCUACGUUCAGAAUUCUAGGAGAGCCUAUCUACAACUUCCCAGAGCUCAUUUCCAUGAUUACUCAGACAAAGGUAUCCAUUGAUCGUAUCCAAGAGUUUGUUAAAGAAGAUCAAAUGAAGCUGAUACCUUGCCAUGAUUCAAAAGUAUCAAAUGUCACGGUUGUUCUUGAGCCAGGAGAGUAUGCAUGGAAAACAAGUGAGCAAGACUUAAAGACACCUACAAUUAAAAUAACGGAGAAGAUAAAGAUUAUGAAAGGGUCCAAGGUUGCAGUUUGUGGCUCUGUUGGUUCUGGCAAGUCAAGCCUACUACUCAGUAUACUUGGUGAGAUUCCCAAAAUUUCUGGGGCAGGAGCAAAGGUUUAUGGAACAAAAGCUUAUGUUUCACAAAGUGCUUGGAUUCAAACUGGAACAAUAAGGGAGAAUGUGUUGUUUGGCAAGGAAAUGAAUAGGGGCUGUUAUGAGGAUGUUUUGGAAAUUUGUGCUUUGGACCAUGAUGUCAAUACGUGGGCAGAUGGGGAUUUGACUGUAGUGGGGGAGAGAGGGAUGACUCUAAGUGGGGGAGAAAAGCAAAGAGUACAACUUGCGAGAGCUGUCUACAGUGAUUCAGAUGUUUAUAUUUUCGACGAUCCUUUCAGUGCUAAAUGUCUCUUGCAACACUUGUCCAUGAAGACUGUCAUCUAUGCUACCCACCAAUUAGAAUUCUUAGAAGCAGCAGACCUUGUCUUGGUAAUUAAAGAUGGCGAAAUUGCUGAGUCUGGAAAAUAUGAGGAUUUGAUUGCAGAUCCCAACGGUGAACUUGUCAGACAAAUGUAUGCACAUAAAAAAUCAUUUGACCAAGUUAACACAUGCCAAAAAGAUAACCGAAGACCUCAUCAAGUUAACCUAAUAAAGGUUUCAGAAGAAAAAGAGGCUAUCAACAAUGGGAAACUUUCAGAAAAAAGUCAUGAAGAAGAAGCAGAAACUGGUCGAGUGAAAUGGCGUGUUUACUCAACCUUCGUAACUUCUGCUUAUAGAGGUGCUCUUGUCCCAGUCAUUCUUGUCUGUCAAGUCCUCUUCCAGGGACUACAAAUGGGCAGCAAUUACUGGAUUGCUUGGGGAACAGAGAAAGAAGACAGGGUCAGCAAAGAGAGGUUGAUGUGGGUGUUCGCUCUGUUAUCUGCUGGGAGUUCCAUCUUCAUUUUGGGAAGGGCAGUUUUUCUGGCAACUAUUGCUCUUCAGACUGCUCAGCGUCUCUUCCUUGGAAUGAUUACUUCAGUUUUCCGAGCACCAAUUUCAUUUUUCGACUCCACACCUUCUAGUCGAAUCCUUAGUAGGUGUUCUACGGAUCAAAGCACAGUAGACACGGACAUUCCGUAUAGAUUAGCUGGAUUGGUAUUUGCCCUCAUCCAGCUAAUAAGCAUCAUCAUCCUUAUGUCUCAAGUGGCCUGGCAAGUCUUCAUUCUUUGCCUUGGCGUUCUUGCACUCUCCAUGUGGUAUCAAGCUUACUACAUUACCACUGCCAGAGAACUCGCCAGGAUGGUUGGAAUUCGAAAGGCUCCAAUUCUACAUCACUUUUCAGAAUCAAUCGCAGGUGCAGGAACAGUUCGUUGUUUCAAUCAAGAAGACCGUUUUAUGAUGAAAACAAUGGACCUGAUUGAUGAUUAUUCCCGCAUAGUCUUUCACAAUUAUGGCACGAUGGAAUGGCUGUCUGUUCGGACCAAUUUUCUGUUCAACCUUGUUUACUUCAUUGUUCUUAUCAUCUUGGUCAGCAUGCCUAGGUCUGCCAUUGAUCCUAGUUUGGCAGGUUUGGCUGCUACCUAUGGUUUGAACCUAAAUGUCCUGCAAGCUUGGGUGAUAUGGAAUAUGUGUAAUGUAGAAAACAAAAUGAUAUCAGUGGAGAGAAUUCUUCAGUUCACAAAGAUACCAAUUGAAGCACCACUAGUGAUUGAAGACAGUAGACCAGUUCCUGAAUGGCCAAUGGCAGGAAAAAUUGAAAUCGAGAACCUUAGUGUGCAAUAUAAUCCAGCUCUCCCAACUGUUCUCAAAGGGAUCACUUGCACCUUCCCUGGAGGGAAGAAAAUAGGAGUCGUAGGCAGGACAGGGAGUGGAAAGUCCACUUUGAUCCAAGCGCUCUUCAGGAUAGUGAAACCCUCAGGAGGGCAGAUUCUUGUUGAUGGUGUUGAUAUUUCUAAGAUAGGUCUGCAGGACUUAAGGUCAAGGUUGAGCAUUAUUCCACAAGACCCAACUUUAUUUCAAGGAACCAUGAGGACCAAUCUGGAUCCUUUGCAACAACAUUCUGAUCAAGAACUCUGGGAGGUUCUGAAUCAAUGUCGACUGGCGGAGAUCAUUAGGCAGGACCAAAGGCUUCUUGAUACACCAGUUGCUGAAGAUGGAGAAAACUGGAGUGUUGGACAGAGGCAGCUUGUUUGCCUGGCCCGAGUGCUUUUAAAGAAAAGGAAAAUUCUCGUCUUGGAUGAGGCUACCGCUUCUAUUGAUACAGCAACAGAUAUUCUAAUUCAGCAGACAAUAAGAAAAGAAACGAGUGGAUGCACUGUGAUCACUGUGGCUCACCGGAUUCCUACGGUUAUCGACAAUGACCUGGUUUUAGUUCUUGAUGAAGGCAGGGUUUUAGAGUAUGAUUCUCCAGCUCGGUUACUUGAGGAUAGUUCUUCUGCAUUCUCCAAAUUGGUUGCGGAAUUUUUGAGGAGAUCUUCCAUGAACAAGGGGCUAUAG
Messenger RNA from Prunus armeniaca (apricot), 4290 nucleotides. The record is from the annotation of a GenBank genome assembly. Lineage: Eukaryota; Viridiplantae; Streptophyta; Magnoliopsida; Rosales; Rosaceae.